This is a messenger RNA of Ixodes scapularis (black-legged tick), 1664 nucleotides long. Its product is annotated as zinc finger protein 239-like. The transcript is spliced from 3 exons. The coding region runs from base 489 to 1655 and encodes 388 amino acids. NCBI's taxonomy places the organism in Eukaryota, Metazoa, Arthropoda, Arachnida, Ixodida, Ixodidae. The record is from RefSeq and is a predicted model, not a curated record.
CCCGUUGCAUAAAAGGCAAAUGUAUCUCAGUAUCUAUAUUUUGGCCUUAAAAAACAUGUAUCUCAGAAUUUGUAUUCCCAAAUACUUUUUGGAGUAUCUCUGUCCAGGCCUGGUAAAAACAUGUUAGCACUAAUUGCGAGCAGUGUGAUUAUUUUGUGUAAAGCAAGGUUGAUUUUGCUCCUUCCAAAGCAAAGAUGAGUGCAAACAAUCUUCCAGUGACAAGCGGCCGCCUGUGCCAAGUGCUCCUAUGACAAGAUGACCUCGAUCGAGAAGGCCGUUGUGACCAGCUGUAACAAGUUUUCCGGUGACGAGUUGGAUUCUGAUGAGUGGCCUGGUUCCAGGGGAAGACAAAUAAGCAACUCAGGCUCCCUUCCUGGGAGCCAAUCUAGGAUGUCUAGUCCGAGCCAUGUUUGGUCCUAGUCAUCUCAAGUCCCUCCUUCGUGAUCGUCCAUGCCUACUUUCAAACCUGAUCGCAGCCAGCAAUUCUAAUGGAACCGAUCCAGUUCUUAAGUCUUGGAGAGGGAGCUGCACUUUUGGGAGAGACCAGCUGCCCAUUGAAAGCCACUGAGGACAUCUGGUUCGGGUGCUGUUCCUGUACCUAUGUCACCAGAGAUCAGCGUGGGAUUGUGAACCACCUGGUCGCCCAUGGUGAUGAACAGUUCAAGUACCAGCAUCCUCCCAUGUCACCUGCCUCUAGAUCCCAAGCGUCCAGCAACACUGAAAAGCAGAAAAGUGAUAGGUUGUUCAAGUGCACGCUAUGCGCCCAAGCCUUUUCUAGGAGUUCUGGUCUGAUCGUCCAUAAUCGAAGACAUUCAGGUGAAAAGCCAUUUAAGUGCAAGCUGUGCCCCAAAGCCUAUUAUCAGGGUUCCUGUCUGAUCCGCCAUAAUCGAACACACUCAGGUGAAAAGCCAUUUAAGUGCAUGCUGUGCUUUCGAGCCUUUACUCAAAGUUCCAGUCUUAUCUGCCAUAAUCAAACACACUCAAGUGAAAAGCCAUUUAAGUGCAAGCUGUGUCCCCAAGCCUUUUCUCACAAUUCCAGUCUGAUCCGCCAUAAUCGAAUACACUCGGGUGAAAAGCCAUUUAAGUGCAAGCUGUGCCCCCAAGCCUUUUCUGAGAGUUCUGGUCUGAUCCGCCAUAAUCGAACACACACAGGUGAAAAGCCAUUUAAGUGCAAGCUGUGCCCCGAAGCUUUUUCUGAGGGUUCUGGUCUGAUCCUCCAUAAUCGAACACAUUCAGGUGAAAAGCCAUUUAAGUGCAAGCUGUGCCCCAAAGCCUUUUCUAAGAAUUCCAAUCUGAUCCGCCAUAAUCGAGACCACUCAGGUGAAAAGCCAUUUAAGUGCACGCUAUGCUCCCAAGUCUUUUCUCGGAAUUCCAGUCUGAUCCGCCAUAAUCGAACACACACAGGUGAAAAGACAUUUAAGUGCAAGCUGUGCCCCGAAGCCUUUUUUGAGAGUUCUGGUCUGAUUGUCCAUAAUCGAAAACAUUCAGGUGAAAAGCCAUAUAAGUGCAAGCUGUGCCCCAAAGCCUUUUCUCAGAGUUCCAAUCUGAUCCGCCAUAAUCGAGACCACUCAGGUGAAAAGCCAUUUAAGUGCAAGCUAUGCCCCCAAGCCUUUUCUCGGAAUUUCAGUCUGAUCCAACAUAAUCGAACACACUAGAGCACUGCA